GGAGGGGUCGUGGUACCUGAGUUGCUGGAGAUACCGCCGCACGCGGGACGGUAUGACCCUGCUCGGCGGCACAUCAUCUAGUUGAAGCGCGCGACUCGGCGGAGCGCGGCAUGGGCUCCAGCAUGGCCUGGUGUCACCCCUCCCCUCCGGCUCGGAAAGCUUACGGAGAGCGGCAGACCGUAUAAGUAGCGCAGCAACCCCUCGAUACUCUCGAAGCCCCCCUUGGUUUCCCCCGAACUCUCAUACCAUUUCCCAUCCAUCUUCUCGACCCCCCUUCGCGGACAACUCCCCAAGUGAGUCUCCCUGCGCGCUCUGCCCCCUACUGGCUUUACCCGACAACUCGCUCCCCGAGUCGUUGUGCCGGUCGAUUUCUGACUUCGGUUUCACAGAGUCGCAAACCGUUCCCCGGAAGAGAAUCCAUAAAUCGACACAAUGGCUCCCGUCAUCAAGCUCAACAGCGGCUAUGACAUGCCCCAGGUGGGCUUCGGUCUCUGGAAGGUCGACAACGCUGUUGCCUCGGAUGUCGUCUACAACGCCAUCAAGGCCGGUUACCGCCUUUUCGACGGCGCUUGCGACUACGGCAACGAGGUUGAGUGCGGUCAAGGUGUUGCCCGCGCCAUCUCGGAAGGCAUCGUGAAGCGUGAGGAGCUCUUCAUCGUGUCCAAGCUCUGGAACACCUUCCACGACGGUGACCGCGUCGAGCCCAUCGUCAAGAAGCAGCUCGCCGACUGGGGCAUUGACUACUUCGACCUCUAUCUCAUCCACUUCCCCGUUGCCCUCGAGUGGGUUGACCCCGCGGUCCGCUACCCUCCCGGCUGGCACUACGAUGGCAAGAGCGAGGUCCGCCCCAGCAAAGCCACCAUCCAGGAGACCUGGACGGCCAUGGAGUCCCUCGUCAGCAGCGGCCUCUCCAAGAGCAUCGGUAUCUCCAACUUCCAGGCCCAGCUGAUCUACGACCUCCUCCGCCACGCCAAGAUCCGCCCGGCCACCCUCCAGGUCGAGCACCACCCCUACCUCGUCCAGCAGGAGCUGCUCAACCUCGCCAAGCGCGAGGGCAUCGCCGUCACCGCUUACAGCUCGUUCGGCCCCGCCAGCUUCAUGGAGUUCAACAUGCAGCACGCUUCCAAGCUCACUCCCCUUAUCGAGGAUGAGACCAUCAAGAAGAUUGCGGCCAAGUACAACCGCGACCCCUCGCAGGUCCUGCUCCGCUGGGCUACCCAGCGCGGCCUUGCCAUCAUCCCCAAGAGCACCCGGCCCCCUAUCAUGGCGUCCAACUUCCAGAGCAUCGAGUUCGACCUCUCCGAGGAGGACAUCGCCGCCAUCUCUGCCUUCGACCGCGGCAUCCGCUUCAACCAGCCCGCUAACUACUUCCCCACCGAGAUGCUCUGGAUCUUUGGUUAAAUGCUUUUCGUAGCAACCAAUAUUGUGCGGGGCGGGCGCAAUCCCGCCCUGGCCUGACUGGCUGAACACAGAAGACAAACCUGGCCGAUCGCUGGCUUGUCUUUCACCGAUGGCCCUUUGGCCCAUUGACCACAGGGGGCGCCCGGCGGGAGGGAGUUCCCCUCCCAUCAGGCCUUGUCACGACUGGAAUGAGAAUUAUGUCAGCUCCGUCGCCUGCCCGACGAUAGGGGGGUGACUUGGGGCCGUGUGUUAUUUGAUAUAUCCGCCACAUAUAUCCGGGGGGAAUGUGUCUCAUGUCAUGGGGAUGGGUCUCGUUUUAUGCACUGCAUGGCAUGCUUGUUUGGUGGAAUUUCCAUAGAAUACAUCCAAUUUGACGAUGCCGGUCCCACUCACUAC
This is a messenger RNA of Chaetomium fimeti, 1797 nucleotides long. RefSeq names its product NADP-dependent oxidoreductase domain-containing protein. The transcript has 3 exons. Gene Ontology annotation, molecular function: D-xylose reductase (NADPH) activity. Gene Ontology annotation, biological process: D-xylose catabolic process. The record is from RefSeq and is a predicted model, not a curated record. Gene Ontology annotation, cellular component: cytosol. NCBI's taxonomy places the organism in Eukaryota, Fungi, Ascomycota, Sordariomycetes, Sordariales, Chaetomiaceae. Bases 433 to 1401 code for a protein of 322 amino acids.